This is a messenger RNA of Metarhizium album ARSEF 1941, 1146 nucleotides long. RefSeq lists its product as uncharacterized. NCBI's taxonomy places the organism in Eukaryota, Fungi, Ascomycota, Sordariomycetes, Hypocreales, Clavicipitaceae. Bases 1 to 1146 code for a protein of 381 amino acids. The record is from RefSeq and is a predicted model, not a curated record. The transcript has a single exon.
AUGAGCUCGUACGACUCCAGUCUUGGCCGCCGAAAACGAGGCUCCCAGUCUCCUCUCAAAAAAAGUACACUGAACACAGGUACAACAAAGGCCACGAGUCCAUACGAUGCCAAUUUCCAGCAACAUUUAAUCAACUACAACAUCUACCCCCCUCUGUAUACCUAUCCAGACGGUAGUGACAUGCAGCAACCAGCCAACAUGGACGAAAUCAAACAAAUCCUCAGGCAACGCCGGCCCUCGCUUUCGCCCUCGCAAUGUUCUGACGGCGCGUUCAAGUCGUUUCUAAGGGCAGAUACACACGCUGCCAAGGAGGCACAGGUCAUGGCAAGAGUGAUUCCAAUCAUUGAGGGAGAGUUGGUAGAUCAUACGUGUUCCUCGGGGCACAUUCCAUUUAACAACCUCGAUCAGUUGACUGAUGGCUCGCUUGUUGCCGGGAACCCAGACCUAUACUACGGGGCACGUCCUGAACAGCUUCAACUAGAAGUACGGAAGCAGCUGAGCGGCAAAAUUGAGCCUUCGGCCCAGGACCAUCUGCCCAUAGUACCAAACUUCUUUCUCCACGUGAAAGGUCCGGAUGGAAACCUCACAGUCGGCUCUCGACAAGCGUGUUACGAUGGUGCACUAGGAGCAAGAGGGGUCCACUGUUUACAGUCAUACGGCCAGGCGGAGUUGCAAUAUGACAACAAUGCCUACACUCUUACAUGUACAUACCAUGGUGGUACACUAAAGAUGUACACCACUCACCCAAUCCCUCCGUCAGGUCCCGGAAAUAAGACCGGCUUUGCUAUGACACAAAUUAAAACUUGGGGCAUGACCGGCGAUGCUGAUACCUUUCGAGAAGGAGUUGCUGCGUAUCGCAAUGGCAGAGACUGGGCAAAGCGACAGAGGGAUAAUGCGAUCACUCAGGCAAACGAGAGACAAGCUAUCAUGGAAGCCAGCGGCUCAUUAGUCGACAACAGCUCGGGGCCGAGCUUUGCAAGCGGGACAUCUGCUGCUGAAACUGUGGUCACCAGCCGACGAACUACCAAGCAUCCUGGUUCACCUGGACUACUAUCCUAUGAGUCUGAGACAUCGGCAGACGAAAUGUUGCUUGACAUGAGACCACCUGUCAAGCGUCCCAAGUCUCAUUCGCCGCGGAAGAGGUAG